AUGUUCGGUCAAAUACCCAGGACCAAGUCCGAACUGGGCCAUGCCUUGGCCAAGGGCCUCGGUAUCAAGGUUGCAUACAGAGACCCUCUGGGUGCUACAGGUGAACCCGUCACAAGAGGAGAAUCAACAUUCUCUAUGGGCACCGUCGACACAUACUCAUACAACGAGCCCGAGCCGACAAGUGUCGACUGGAUUCGUGAGGUCACCCCGUCUGGAGCCCAACUCGGCAGAUAUUUUCUCAAUCUCUUUCCUUUCCUCACAUGGAUUGGCAACUACAACCUACAAUGGCUCUUCGGUGAUCUGGUUGCCGGUAUUACCGUUGGAGCGGUCGUGGUGCCACAAGGUAUGGCAUACGCUGACCUAGCUGGAUUGGAGGUACAGUACGGUCUGUACUCCUCAUUCAUGGGAGUUUUGAUAUAUUGGUUCUUUGCCACGUCAAAGGAUAUUACCAUUGGGCCCGUGGCUGUCAUGUCAACUCUGACUGGAACCAUCGUGUCCGAUGUCCAGGCUCAAUAUCCAGAUUACCCUGCUCAUUUGAUUGCAUCCGCUCUUGCAGUCAUUUGCGGUGGUAUUGUUCUAGUGAUGGGUCUGCUGCGUAUCGGAUUCAUUGUCGAUUUCAUUCCUCUCCCUGCUAUUUCAGCCUUCAUGACUGGUUCUGCUCUGAGCAUUUGCUCAGGACAGGUUCCCACCAUGCUGGGCGAGACGGCCAAAUUUAGCACGCGCGGUCCUACCUACGAGAUCAUUAUCAACACCCUCAAAUAUCUCCCCACUUCAAACUUGGAUGCUGCUAUGGGUGUCACGGCCUGUGCAAUGCUGUACAUUAUUCGUUCGGCAUGUACUUUCGCUGCGAAGAAGCAGCCUGCCAAGGCCAAGAUUUGGUUCUUUAUCUCGACUCUUCGGACCGUGUUUGUAAUCUUGUUCUACACGAUGAUUAGUGCCGCCGUGAACUUGCACCGAAGGGAUGAUCCGGCGUUCAAGAUCCUCGGGAAAGUCCCUCGAGGAUUCCAACAGGCCGCCGUGCCCACUAUGGAUCCUAAGAUCAUUUCAGCCUUCAUUGGCCAGCUUCCAGCUGCAGUCAUCGUUCUGCUGAUUGAGCACAUUGCUAUUUCCAAGUCUUUCGGCCGUGUCAACAACUACACUAUCGACCCUUCUCAGGAAUUUGUGGCCAUUGGUGUAAGUAACCUUCUCGGGCCUUUCCUCGGUGGCUACCCCGCCACUGGAUCUUUCUCCCGGACAGCCAUCAAGUCGAAAGCUGGAGUGCGCACGCCUCUUGCUGGUGUCAUUACCGCGGUCGUGGUGCUCUUGGCUAUCUAUGCCCUACCCGCUGUCUUCUUCUACAUCCCCAAGGCUUCUCUGGCUGGUAUCAUUAUCCACGCUGUCGGCGAUCUGAUCACUCCCCCCAACACCGUGUAUCAGUUCUGGAGCGUGUCUCCGCUUGAUGCGAUUAUUUUCUUCGUUGGUGUCUUCGUCACUGUCUUCACUUCCAUUGAAAAUGGUAUCUACUGCACAGUCUGUAUCUCGGUUGCCGUCCUGCUUUUCCGUGUGGCCAAGGCCCGCGGUCAGUUCCUGGGCCGUGUCACUAUCCAUUCCGUUGUCGGAGACCACCUGUUGGAUGGCGAUGGAAAGUACGGAUCUUUCGGAACUAACAAGAAACCCUCCGAUGACGAGGAACGCCACCACAGAACUAUCUUCCUUCCCAUCAACCACACCGAUGGCUCCAACCCCGAUAUCGAAGUGGAGCAGCCCCUUCCGGGUAUCUUCAUCUACCGCUUUUCCGAAGGCUUUAACUAUCCCAACGCCAACCACUAUACCGAUGCCCUGGUUGAAGCCAUCUUCAAGCAGACCCGCCGAACGAACCCGAACGCCUACAACAGGCCCGGUGACCGUCCCUGGAACGAUGCCGGUGCCCGUCGCGGCAAGAAGGGUGGCGACAACGAUUCACACUUGCCCCUUCUCCAAGCCGUUAUUCUUGACUUCUCAUCCGUGAACAACGUCGACGUUACCUCCAUCCAGAACCUGAUCGACCGCGGCCUGGCUGCCGCAGGCUUCGGUUACCCGACCCCCGUCGCGAGCGACGGCUUCCACCGGUGGAAACCCAUUUUCAGCGUGGCCGAGAUCGAAGGCAGCGCCUCAGCCGCCGCCCACGCCGAAAUCAUCGCCAACCAACGCGAGCAGUCCCACCGCAAGAGCGCGGAUAUCGAAUCCGGUCUCAAGUCUGAAUCCAACACUACCGCACGCGAGACCGAGGGCGUUGAGACCGCGUCCGAGAACUCGGACAUCAUCCGCGAGGACAAGUUCCAGCGUGAUAUCACGGACAGCAAGGCGUACCGGAGUCGUCCUAAGGUUGCGCUCGUGCAGGGCAUGAACAGGCCUUUCUUCCAUAUCGACUUGACCAGCGCUCUUCAAAGUGCCGUUGCCAAUUCCUCAGAAGAGAUCCCGCACAUUGCUUGA
Penicillium robsamsonii is the source of this 2451-nucleotide messenger RNA. Its product is annotated as SLC26/SulP family anion transporter. The transcript is spliced from 3 exons. Lineage: Eukaryota; Fungi; Ascomycota; Eurotiomycetes; Eurotiales; Aspergillaceae. Gene Ontology annotation, cellular component: membrane. The coding region runs from base 1 to 2451 and encodes 816 amino acids. Gene Ontology annotation, biological process: transmembrane transport. Gene Ontology annotation, molecular function: secondary active sulfate transmembrane transporter activity. The record is from RefSeq and is a predicted model, not a curated record.